Lactuca sativa (garden lettuce) is the source of this 2418-nucleotide messenger RNA. The record is from RefSeq and is a predicted model, not a curated record. NCBI's taxonomy places the organism in Eukaryota, Viridiplantae, Streptophyta, Magnoliopsida, Asterales, Asteraceae.
AUGAGCAUUGCUCAUAGCACAUGGCCUGUAGUGUUAGUUAAUUACAAUUUGCCUCCAUGGAUGUCAAUGAAACCAGAAUACUUUAUGUUAUGCUUAUUGAUUCCUGGACCAGAAUCACCUGGUAAUAAUAUUGAUGUUUACUUGCAACCUUUGAUUGAGGAGCUAAAAGAUUUGUGGCUUGAUGGGUUGGAGACAUAUGAUAAAUGUAAAGAUGAGACCUUCAAAAUGCAUGAUGCCUUAACAUGGACCAUCAAUGAUUUUCCUGGAUAUUCAAUGUUGUCAGGGUGGAAAACAAAAGGAAAAUUUGCAUGUCCAUGUUGUAAUCAUGAAACUAGUUCACUGUACUUGAAACACAGUCGGAAGACAUGCUAUAUUGAUCAUCGCAGAUUUUUAGAUGCUCAACACCCAUGGAGACGUAAUAAGAGCGAUUUCAAUGGUGAAGUUGAGGAGAGACUCUCUCCAAAAUAUCUAUCAGGCACUGAGGAUUUUGCAGAGUUAUCCGAUUUUCAUAAUACUUUUGGAAAGAUACAAAAGAAAAAAAAUGAUAGCACUUGCCCAUGGAAGAAAAGGUCAAUAUUUUUUGAAUUGCCAUAUUGGAAAUUUAAUAAAUGUCAACAUAAUCUUGAUCCGAUGCACAUAGAAAAUAACUUCUUUAGCAACUUAAUAGGUACUUUGUUGGAUAUUAUUGGGAAAUCAAAGGAUCAUGCAAAAGCUCGAUUUGACCUUUUAGAUUUGGGCAUCAAAGAAAAGCUUCAACCAAAACUUUCUAAUGAUGGAAAGCAUGUUAUCUUGCUGAAAUCAUGCUUUUAUAUGUCUUUAAAAGAGAAAGACAUUUUUUGUAAAGUUUUGAAAAAUGCAAAAUUACCUUAUGGGUGUGCAUCAAAUAUUUCAAGGUGUGUACGUUCUUCAGAAAGGAAAGUUGCAGGUUACAAGAGUCAUGAUGCUCACAUCGUCUUGCAUUACUUGCUUCAAGUUGCAGUUAGAAAGUCAUUACCCAAGCAUGUUGCAAUGCCUUUGAUUAGAUUGAGUGCUUUUUUUAGAGGUUUGUGCAGCAAGGUAAUUAAGCCUCAAGAUCUUGAUCGAUUACAGUUAGAAAUAACUGAAACAUUGUGUGAACUUGAGAAAAUAUUCUUGCCAAAUUUUUUUGACAUAAUGGUGCACUUACCUGUUCAUUUAGUAAAUGAAGUUAGGCUUGGAGGACCCGUGCAUUAUAGAUGGAUGUAUUUUAUGGAAAGAUACUUGUGUAAGUUGAAGUCAUAUGUACGAAACAAGAGUCGACCAGAAGGAUCCAUAGCAGAAGGGUAUUUGAUUGAAGAAUGUUUGACGUUUUGCUCGUGCUAUAUGCAUAAAGGAGUAAAGACAAGAGUUAACAAGGGUGGAGAAGAUGUUGAUGAUUUUGAUGGUGAAAAUGGAAUUGGUAAACCGGUAUUUGUGAAUGUAGGUCAUUCUUUGGGAGGUAAAAAACGAAGAAAGGGCAAGCUUUUCACUUUAGAAUCUAUUUUAAGUGAACAAGCCAAUCGUUAUGCCUUAUUCAAUUCAGAUUGUGAAGAGGUUAACGAGUAUAUCAAUGAACACCAAGUAUAUAUUGAUAGCCAACCACGAAAAAGUAGAUGGACACGAGCACGAAAUCAUAGUCAUCAGUUUGCCAAUUGGUUAAAAGAUAAAGCAAUAAAUAAUGACGUUCCAGAUCAUAUAUUUUGGCUUGCUAAGGGUCCUAGUCCUACAGCAAGGAGAUAUCAUGGGUAUUAUGCCAAUGGAUAUAGGUUUCAUACGAAAGCACGUGAUGCACGAUGUAAUACCCAAAACAGCGGCGUUUCAGUUAAGUCUUUAACUCCUAGCUUUGCAAGCUCUAAGGACAAAAAUCCAGUUGUUGGGAAUGUUGAAUACUAUGGGCGAAUCUUAGACAUAAUUGAAAUAAACUAUUGGUCAAAGUUCAGAGUUGUAAUGUUCCAUUGUGAGUGGUACCAAGUUGAGAAAGAUGACUAUGGAUUAACUUGCAUUAAUUUCAAUAAACUUUGUAGUUCAGAUGAUCCUUUUGUCAUGCCUUCUCAAGUACAUCAGGUAUUCUAUGUACCAGACCCAAUAGAAGAUGGUUUACAUUAUGUUGUCAAUAAGAUUCCAAGAGAUCUAUAUGACUUUGAGGAUGAAAAUGAUGAAAAUGUUGGUACAUCAUAUUGGUGUGAACCAAAUGAAGACAAUCUAGGUUUUGUGGAACAAGUUGGUGAGCGUGAUGUUGAAUUGACUAGAGAAGACAUCCCUCCUCUUGUGGUGGAUGCAAAUACAAAUUUAGAUGAGAUGGAUGAGGUUAACAAUGAAAGUGAAGAUUCUGAUUAUGAUGGUACACUAUGGGAUUGGAUGCAAGCAGAUGAAGAUGACGAUAACAAUGUUGAUUUUUUUAAGUUACACAUCUUUUAUUGA